Sesamum indicum (sesame) is the source of this 1515-nucleotide messenger RNA. Its product is annotated as putative CCR4-associated factor 1 homolog 6. Gene Ontology annotation, cellular component: CCR4-NOT complex. The record is from RefSeq and is a predicted model, not a curated record. Gene Ontology annotation, molecular function: nucleic acid binding; poly(A)-specific ribonuclease activity. Lineage: Eukaryota; Viridiplantae; Streptophyta; Magnoliopsida; Lamiales; Pedaliaceae.
AACUGAUCUAACUGCUUGAUAAAGAAGCUCUCAACAGAGCAAUUCCCUUUUUCUUUUCAAGGUGAACAGAGGAAAAGGGUCCCCCAUCCGUGUUCAUCUUCUCUAUUUCCCUUCUUCUACUUGUCUUUUUCCCCCAAAAACCAAAAAUUCCAAAACAAAAACAAGAAUCACAUUUCUCUAAAGCUGUAACUCAAUCUUCAUCUUUUCUUCCUCACGUACCCGCCUUACAUUCAUUAUCGUUUUUCCUUCUGUCAGCAUCCUCUGUUUCCAUAUAUUCCGAAGUUACUUAUGCGAAUAUCUUAUUUCUGUAAAAUUGUCUGUUGCGCGACGAUCUAAGGUUGGAUUUUGUUUCAAUUGUUCAUCCGUUGUUCGGGGAUCCGAUAUUUGUUGAUUGCAAGAUUUAAUUUGAAAUUAUUUAGGGAUUUUCUAAAAUAUUAGUUUUGAACGGUCGUGAAUAAGUAACAGGAGAAUUCGAUUGGAUUUUGGCUUGAAAUUGUUCUGAUUCUCAUUGGUGGAGAUGUCCCUUCUGCCCAAAAGCGACUCGGUUCAAAUCCGGGAGGUUUGGGCUGGCAAUCUGGAUGAAGAAUUCGCAUUGAUUCGUGAAAUUGUCGAUGAGUACCCGUAUAUUGCGAUGGACACGGAGUUCCCCGGCAUCGUCCUCCGGCCCGUCGGCAAUUUCAAGAAUGCAAAUGAUUACCAUUACCAGACAUUGAAGGAGAAUGUCAACUUGUUGAAGCUGAUCCAGUUAGGACUCACAUUCUCCGACGAGAAGGGGAAUCUGCCAACAUGCGGAACCGACAAGUUCUGCAUCUGGCAAUUCAAUUUCCGCGAAUUCAAUCCCGAUGAGGAUGUCUUUGCCAAUGACUCGAUUGAGCUGUUGAGCCAGAGCGGCAUUGAUCUUGUGAGGAACAAUGAAAACGGCAUCGACGCCAGGCGUUUUGCGGAGCUCUUGAUGUCGUCUGGUAUCGUUCUGAACGACAACGUGAAUUGGGUGACGUUUCACAGUGGAUAUGAUUUCGGGUACUUGCUCAAGCUCUUGACGUGCCAGAACUUGCCCGAUGCUCAGGCCGCGUUCUUUACAUUAAUCAAUGUGUAUUUUCCGGUGGUUUAUGAUAUAAAGCAUUUGAUGAAGUUCUGUAACAGUUUGCACGGUGGGCUGAACAAGCUGGCGGAGUUGCUGGAGGUGGAGAGAGUCGGGGUGUGCCAUCAGGCAGGGUCAGAUAGUUUGCUCACUUGUUGUACGUUCAUGAAGUUGAAAGGGAACUUCUUCAGCGGUUCGAUGGACAAGUAUGCCGGUGUGUUGUAUGGCUUAGGUGUUGAGAGUGGAUAAUAGGUAGAAAUGACAGAAAAAUAAAAUAUUAAAAAGAAAAAAGAAUUGCGCAAGUGUAGGUGUUGAUUAAACUACGUAUUUGUGCAUGAUGCACACGCUGAUCUUGUACAACAUUUGAAGUAAUAGUUGUACGAGAUGAAAUUUUUACCAUGUUGUCUACUUCAUUGUCUAAUUACUUGGCCUUU